Penaeus vannamei (Pacific white shrimp) is the source of this 7403-nucleotide messenger RNA. RefSeq lists its product as uncharacterized. The record is from RefSeq and is a predicted model, not a curated record. Lineage: Eukaryota; Metazoa; Arthropoda; Malacostraca; Decapoda; Penaeidae.
GCUAAACCCUUGCGGUGGUCACGUGGGGAUUUUCGAGAGACUUUUGUCGCAUAAAGAGUGAAACCAUGCCUUAAAAUAAGGAAAAAAUAACUACUGUGGCACCGAAACAGCGAUGGCACUUGAUAUACGUGUCGAAGGGUAAGAUGGCAGUCGUUUGAUGUCACGACGGCGCAGUCAGCAGGGGGCGUGAAGCACCCAUGAAGUGUGGGCGUGGGCGCGGGGCGACAGGCGGGCGUAGAGAGGCCGUCACGGUGAGCCAGCGGGGAAAGCCGUCGAGAGGCGGAGAAAGAAAGAAAGAAAAAGAGAAAGAGAAAGAAAACAGUCUUAAGAAUGGGAGAGGCCACGAAGUGUGAAAUUUAGUGUGGCAAAUCUCGCGAAGUUCUUCAGAGAUUUGGAAGGAGCGCGAGAGAGAGAAAAUAGAAGUUUUGUUCUUGCGGCGAGAGAAAGAUAAAAAAAGAGAAAGAGGGAAACUCUUCCCGCUCCUCCGUCACUCGUUUUCACCGCCUCGGCCACUCCUUCGGGAUGUUGUCGGACCUCCUUAAGCUGGUGAUCCGAGGGGAGAGGCCCGAGGGCAAGGUGGAGGUGGGCGGGUCGCAGCUGCAGCGCUUCCACCUCCCGCACGCCAAGCUCCACCACCAGCACUCCGACCACAACUCCCUCAGGCACAAAUCCAAGAAGUUCGGCAGGAGCUCCAUACAGGCCGCCCUCUCGUCCUCGUCCUCCGCCUCCUCCACCUCCUCCUGGGGGACCCGCAAGUCCUCCUCCGCCUCCUCCUCCAAAUCCUCCGCCUCCCCCUUUUCCCCCUACCGCCGCCGCUCGGACUCGAAGCCCUCUAAGUCCUCGAGGAAGGGCGGCAAUGACUCGAGGAAGAAGGACUCGAAGGACAGCCGAGGGAGCGGCAAGGGAAGGCCCGACAACAGGAAGGGCGCAGGAAGUCACCUCGAACAGGACUUCGAGGAGGACGUCAAGGACUCGUUUGGCGCCGUCUCUCACCAUUCGUCCAAAGUGUCGCUUCUUGAGGGUCGCCACCAGGUCGUAGUUCCGCCGGCGCGCCACGAGUCUCCCGGACGCGCCGCCAGGAAAAGUUUUCUAAGCGACGCGAUCAUUGACGGACGUCUGGCAGGGCUGCUGUCCGGCGGCGAAGAUCACGAGCCCGUGGCCGGCGCCGCCCCCCUCAGCCACCAGGCCGCCUUCCACAAGAUCUCCAUCAGACCAAAGAGGACCCACGGCGCGCCCCGCAUGAGGAGGUCCACGCAGAUUGGUGGACAGAGGAGUCUUCCCACAACACCAGAAGUGAAUGAGGAUGCCAGUACAAAAUCUGGGACUCCCUCGAAGGUUCCUACAUCUGUGUCUCCAUCAACUCCUACAGAGUUAACUUCUCAUAUUGCUUAUGAUGAAGAUAGCAGCCCCUCUCAUGAGCAGCACAUCAGCAUUGAGCGACGGGAUUCAGAAAAGAAGGAUAAAGAGGAGAAGAAAGAUGAGCCUCUACUUCAGCGCCUCUUUGGUAGUGUGCGCUCGGGACGACGACGAUCACGUGGCAAUGGCGAUGACAGCCGCGAAAACAGUGUCAGUCCUCUCCGGAGAGGAGGAGACCAACGAGCCUCAAGGGAGAAAAGGCGAGACUCUUCUGGCUCAAGGUUCUCUAUGCUGGGGCGAGCUUCCACAAAGGCACACAAUGAUUCUCAUCCUCUGCCUCCUUCUGGUCGAGCAAGAGAUCCUAGUCGGGAGAGACCUUAUAAAGAGUCAUCAUCUUCGCCACCACAGACUCCACGCUCGUCAAGUGUAGAAGGACGGCUAGAGAGCACCGGUCCUGGUCAGCAGUCUGCUUUCCAAAUUUCGUCUUACGAAGAUCGUCCCUCGAGGCCUUUCAGUGGGGUGAGGAAAGUGAAAAGCUUCAGAGAAGUUGCAGGACAGCCAGAGACACAAAGAGAACCAAUACAUCGCAAAGUUUCAUCUCAGAGUAAUGUGGAGGAGAGAAUUAGCAUAUCUAGCAAGAUUUCAAGAAUAUCAGCUUCCUUUGAGAGUCUGGACAAUGAAAGUGACUCGAAGUUAACACACACUGCCAAUUCAAGUGGAACUUCUAGUACAGAAAUCUUGUCUACCUCACCACAACGUUCAUCAACAGACUCACUCACAAGCACACAGAUCCCGGGCGUAUUUAUACGUCAACACUCCCAGAACCAACAUAGGGUAGGGAUUACAAAGCAUCAAGAUCAGUUUCAACAAAGCCAUUACUUGCAGCAAGGGAACCAGGAUUCAGGUUCUGGGCCUUUGUCAUUGGACUCUAGUAUAUCUUUGCAUACAAGGGAAUCAGAUGAACAUAUGCGUAAGGCAUCAAGUGUGGACCAUGUGAGUUAUGUUAUAGGUUCAUGGCAUCCAGUUAAGGAUUCUGAAGUUCCAGACCCUGUUGUUCACAAAACAACAGAAAUCAAACAGACAUUGGUAUCAAAGAAUAUCAGUGCAGAAAUAAAACCAGCUGACAGGGUAUCACCAAAGCAGGCACUACGUUCCCAUUCCUUGCAGGGAGAUGAUGCAGGACAUCCCGUUUCUGGAACUGAUGAAAGUGAACCAGAGGGAGAACGUACACCUCGUCGUCCUCUCAAGAAGGAGCCAAGCAUGAAACGAGUUCCUCCACGUGAAGUAGAACCAGAUCCUGUACCUGAGUUUAUGAGGAUUCAGCUUAAUAGGGUGGAAAGUAAAGGUCAGAGUGUUGUAUAUGAGACAGAGCAAGAGAAAGGUAUUAAAGUUGAUGGAAAAGACAAGGAAAUUCCAAGAAGUCAGGCUGAUCUGUCUGUCAAGGAAACUUCAAUGACAGAAUUGUCUGAUGGUGCUGCAGUUUACAGGUCUGAAUCAAAGGAUGGUAAGUCAUCUUCACUUAACAAGAGAGGAAGCGCUCAGUUCAGUAAAGGAUCACUGAGAGAUGUUUCACCAUCCAGCGGAAAUGUAGAAAUUGUAGAUUCAGAUUCAAAUGUGGAAGGAACCACUCCAGACUCUACUGUGGAACGUGUUGUAUUACGAAAACCUUUAGUGUCUGAGAGAGCGCCACUGAUGGAGCGUGCUAGCUCUAUGUCUAGCCAGGGUACUUCCUCCAAGAAUGAGCAGCCUGAGUUGUUUAAGGUAUUUGCUCGUAGAUCCUUCAAAGUUAAGGAUAUUGAGAAGGAAAAGUCCCAAGAAAGUGAUAAUGAAGAAGAGGAGAAUAUAGAAGAAACAAGCGAAGUAUCAGAGGUCACCGUCAUACCUACUCGAGCUCCUGUUGCCUCACCUGCUUCCCCUAUACCAAGUAAAGAGACAGCAUUGCCUGCAACCUCAAUAUCUCUCACAGCAGGGCAUCAAAAGCCAAGUCUGAACACCAUUUCCUUCAAUCGCAAAUCAGUUGGUAAUCCAGCUCUGGCUUUUUGUCCACCGCCCAUUACAAAUACAUCUACAGCUGCACCUGGAUCACCCAAAGCAACAGUGCUGGUUGUGUCUGGCAAUACCAGCCCACUACCAAUGAGCACAGAUGUAACCAGUAAUGCAGUCAGCACUUCUCGGAAUAUUAGCAACAUCACUACAACUAGCAGCACGAUGAUCAGUAGUAGUGCAAGUCGAAGCAUUACCACUAUCACCACACCAAAUAAUGCAUCAGUCAACAAGCCAGUAACUGCCCCCAUUCACGGUCCCACUGUACGUUCAUCAAAUGCCAUGGUGACAUCAGAGGCUGGGGUUACAGUUACCACUUCCAAUUCAUCCAUAUAUAGUAAGAUCAUCAGUAGAAGUUCAAGUGUAACAGCAACCAAUGAAGUUAACAAAAAUGAACAAGAAAGUGCUCCAGCCACACCACCUCCAGCAAAGCUUUCUGUAUCUGGCAGAUCUGGUUCAAGUAUUGUCUGGCCACCACGUCCACAGCCACAAGAAGAAACCCAGCCUGCGGUACAUUUGUCUCACACCUCACACACCAAUGUUGCAGGACUUCAGUCCAAAAAGGUGUCAAGGAGUCCAUCAUCAGUAAGUGAAUCUGAAGAUGUGAAACCAGCAGAAGUUACUGAGAGUAAAGAAGGGCCUGUAGAAAUAUCACCUCUAGACAUAGGGGCAGCACGACGAAGAUUUAUGAGUGGAGGUAAAGACCGUCCACAAGCACCAGCAACUCCUCCAUCUCAGAAUGUAAGUUCAGUAUCAACUGCACCAGUGCCCUCUUCCCCAGGAACUGUGUCACUGCUGUCUAAACCAUCAUCGGCACCAGCAACAGAAACUCGUAGUGCUGCUCCAUCUUUUACUGUCACUGUACGAACCCAGUCACCUUCAAGUGUUGCUCACACCGAUUCUCAAGCCCCAACUACUGCAGUCACAAACACCUUAGCAGAAAAUACUGUUAAUACUUCUGUGAGUGGUAGCCCUGGCAAAUCUGAACAUGGAGUAGCUCAGCAAGCGGCUGAAGAUUGGAGGGUGCUUGUGAGGCAGCGCAGAGAAGGGAGGCUGAAGCAGAGUAAGACUCCGGACACUGAAGAAAUAAUUAUUGAGACUCGACCACCAGUUUCAAGGAACAGCAAAGUGCUCGAGAUGGCCAACAACUUCCAGAAGCUUCAGGUUGCCUAGCAGAAGUUUUGUCCAGGACGACUCUGGCCGCAGUGAUUAAAAUGAUAGCGAAAAGUCUUUUUACUAUUAAGCGUUGCAAACUACUUGUAUCUGUUGGUAAUUUUCAACCAGGCUAGGUUAUGCACUUGUGAUGUGACUUGUUAUCAUAAAUAUUUCUUUGAGGAUCUUUGUUUGUUUUGAUGUUUUGUAUCUUCUCCUUUUUAUCAUAAGUGUUUACCUACCAUAGCAGUUGCACUGAAUACAUUGAUAUUGGUUUUACACUUCAAUAAACAGUGAUUUUAUAGGAUGGUUACAGUUCUGAAAGUGGCUUGUGGAGUACUGUAAACUCGAAGACAAAAAGUAGGCAAGAAUUAAUUAAGUCUCAAAAGAAUGUGUAUAUCUGGAAUAUGAAUUGAAUUUGCAGUUCUAUUGUAUUUUUCAUUUUCUCAUAAGUUGUGAUAUUAGUAUGCCAUUUUAUUAUUAUUAUUGUUUUUUUCAUUUAUAAAAAAUACUAUUGACUUUUCCCUUUUUUUGCCAGAUGUAAAAGCUACAGGGUUCUAAAUGACAAUAAAUGUAAUGGAAAAAUUAGGAUUGUGAAUUACUCAUUGCUUUAGGAGCAUGAUGUAGGGUGAUACUAGGUUGGACUUGUGAAAGAAGCUGUGUCCUUUUAUUUUGAGCCAUCAUGAAUGUUAUACUGGAAAGCAAGUUGUUAGUAAAUUAAACAACAGAUGUUUUAGGGCCCUCUUAGAUGUGGGGAAGAAGGUACUAUUAAGCAGAAGCUAUAAAUAUUUAUGUAAAUAACAUAUAGAUAUGCCUACCAAAAUGUUACAUAAUAAUAGAACUUUGAAGUGAAGUUGUUUGUGUCAUAACUGCUUGAUGUGAAAAGCAAACAGCUAUGACUAAAGACUUCAAAACUGUGUUGUAAUAAAGCAUUUACAAAGAUCCUUGUUUCAUGUACUGAUGUAAAAAAAAAAAAAAGAUAAGGAUUAUAAGUGUAGCAAAGAUAACAUAUAGAUGCUGUGUAUAUAAUCUGUAAAUAUCUUUUUUGACAAGAAGUAUGUUUAGUCAUAGAUUAUGGGAUAUACAGGUUUGUCAAGGUUCCAAAUGGAUAUAAUAAUUUUCAUUAUAAAGCGGUAAUGUGUAUUGCUUAUGUUUUUUUUCAUUUUUAUUAAAACUUUGUUUUAACUUUCUCUUGUAAAAUUUCUUUUAUUAGUGAACUGUAUAAUUGUAGCUUAUAUAAAAAUGCUAAAUUUCUACAAAUCUCAAUUGUUAGAAACUGUGGAUAAUUUUAUAUAUAUGAAUAUACACACACAGCUAUCUUACAUUUUUAGUAUCAUGACAUUUUCAUUCAGGUUUGUAAUAUACAUAAAUAGUGGAAAGUAACAGCAUAAAACUUUAUACCAAAAAUGUAGGACUAGUUUGAUGAACAAAUUCUAAUUCCCAGUGAUAUAUAUAAACACAAAGUCCAACAAAUGUAAAUAAAUGCUGAGCAUCCAAAUGGCAUUUUCUUAAACUUUGUGAUGUGUUUUACUCUCCAGUUUAGACACUCACAGAAAAAGAACAGAACAUUUUAUUAUAUUUCAUUUACACUUGCAGAGAAAAGGACAUUUGAUCAUAUUCCAUGUAUGUUUUACUACCAUUUGUAGCACCAGUAAAAUAGUAUGAGAUGGUACACACAGCAGUGUAUAUUAGUAUUGAAGGGAACUUGUGGUGCAUUAGUACUGAAGGGAACUUGUGGGAGACUGAGGUUCUUGCACAUUCUGCAAACUAAGUUGCAAAAUGCAUGUCCAGCACCUUUACUGUUUAUCCCCUGAUGCAAGUUUAUUAUUUACUGUAAUACAACCAUAUGCUAUAUUUCUUCACCAAACAGCAUUAAUAAUUUCUUUUACCUGUAUCAGUCUCUGAGCAUAGCUGUCUAUUAUAUUUCCCUUCACAGCCAAGUAAUUCUGUUAGGUUUACCCUUUACAUAUCACAGUUGCUUCACACUUUUCCUUUUUCUCUCUUGUGUUGUGUUCAGUGUUGUUUUAUUUUUUGUAUAGUUUGUAUAUUUUUCCCUUCUAAUUUUCAAAUUUCUUCUACAAUCUCUUCACAAAAUAUUCUACUUUUUUCUUGAUCAUAUCAUAUGGAUAAUUCUGCUCUUUACCCCCACUCUUGUUGAAACUGUUCAGUAAAUUUUAGUAAUUCUACCUACUUUUUCACUAUCCCCGUAGUUCUCCUUUUAAAUGACGCUACAAUUUGCAUCGUUAUCAUACGGUGACUGGUACUUAUGGUUCUAUUUGUAAUCUGCUAAUUCUUUUCUGUGAUAAAAGCAAAAAGUAUGGAAAAAAGUGCAGGGAUUUUUUGGGGCCCGUCAUCAUUAAAACCUCAAUUAAACCAUUUUUGGAAUGUGAUCAGUCAUAAUUUCACUGUUUUUAAAAAUCAUGUUUCAUUUAAAUGGAACUUAUUUUUAGUUUUUAUUUUUUUAGUUAGAAGUGAAUUUACUAUGAAGGAUUGUGUUCAUUUUGAAGAAUGUCUUUAUAUACUUUCUUGAUAUGCUCUUAUUUUCAUUUAGACAUAUACAAUAUCAAGUGCCUCUGUUUGCAAAGUUUUCAUUGCCUUUGUAACAUACAUGUGAUAUUAUUUUCCCAAAAUUAUAGUAUGUAUUCUAAAAGUUGGUCACUGCAGAUCAACUUGUGGUUCACUAUAAUGAUGUACAUUAAAUUAAAUACUUGAUUAUUUAGAAAAAAAUUACAAGUGUGUGUCUACAUUAUGUGCCUUUAAUGUACAUAAACAAUGAAGAUGUGUGUUUAUUAGCCCUGUAUCACAGAAUAAUGUAAAAUGGAUAUUAAUAAAAUCUUAUGGUAAAAAGUAAA